Molecule: messenger RNA, 5009 nt
Organism: Siniperca chuatsi (mandarin fish)
Lineage: Eukaryota; Metazoa; Chordata; Actinopteri; Centrarchiformes; Sinipercidae
Gene: tsc22d2
Product: TSC22 domain family 2
Exons: 4
Coding region: 789-2831 (680 amino acids)
Biological process (GO): regulation of transcription by RNA polymerase II
Source: RefSeq, a predicted model, not a curated record
CCCGUUGAUUUGUAAAUAUAUUUUUUUCAGAUAACAGGAAACUAGUUUGACCUCCAUACCCAGGAUGCACUUCGCUCUUGCCAUCUUGUCGAGUGGUUGGGUUAGAAGAGCGGCAGCCAGGCAAGAGUUAGCUGCCUGUUAGCUUACCGCCGCUGUGGUAAAGUGGUUAUCUGUCAGCUAGCUGCUAGUAGCAGUUGCCAAAAGUGAGCUGUCCACACGGCGAGAGUCAAAACUUCACCGACUUUGAGACGUUUUAUCUGUCUACCGCUGGAUUAUAUAUUAUUUUUGAAAAACCAGUGGAUUUGUUUACAUCAUGAUGUCGCACAUGCUGGUACCGAGGUAUGGAAACUAGCUAACAUCAGCUAACUCAGCUAGUCGGCGAGAAAUACAUAUAUAGCUGAGAGAGAAGAGUGGGCUACGAGACCGGGCCCGCCUCAGACUAAAGUACCGGUGGCAGCUGCUGAACAAGAACUUUGACAAGGGCCCGUUUGUAACUCCGGUGCCGGGACACAAGGGAGGCCGACCGGGUGUCAGAGAGGCCGGGGUGGGAGAACAGCAGUCGCCCGUGUGCUGUGACCGGACACCGCGGAACGUUUCGGGAGUUUCGCAUGGUCUGGCCCCGGUUGUGACACUUUUCUCCAAAAAGAGAGAGGAAGAGGAACGGUAUGGAAAUGCCCUGUGACGGUACGUGUCUGUGUCAUAUCCCUCAGCUGUGAAUUACUUCGCAAGAUAUUAGUCCAGCACUUCGUUUCAUCUGGGAGCAGACAGAUUUGACGCAGAUAGUCAACAUGUCGAAAAUGCCAGCGAAGAAGAAAAGUUGUUUCCAGAUCACGAGUGUAACGCAGGCUCAGGUGGCGGCCAGCAGCAUCACCGACGACACCGAGAGCCUGGACGAUCCGGACGAGUCCCGGACAGAGGACGUCUCGUCGGAAAUAUUUGACGUUUCUCGGGCUGACCAGGGGGUGUGUGACAGGAGUUCGUCCGAGGAAACUUUAAACAACGUAGCAGAGCCUCAGGAAGGCCAGCCGCCUACCACAGGUCCUGUCAACGGGGGACACUCUUAUAAAAGUAUAGGCACUGGUCGUGUCACCCCACAAAAUUUAGGAGGAAGUGUGCCAGCUACAGCUCAACCCUUUGUUGCAACCUCUGCCACCCAUCCUUUGACAGUCACCAAUACGGUCCCUGCUGCCACUGUCUCUACCAAUGUGGCUCACACUGCUCCUGUGAGCACCAGCUGUAGUUCCCGUUUCAGAGUCAUUAAACUUGACCAUGGUACUGGAGAGCCCUUCAGACGGGGCAGGUGGACAUGCACUGAGUUUUAUGAGAGAGAUUCAGAUUCAAAUGUUAAUCGAACUGUGGAUAGCAUAAAGCCAGCUGUAACCCUUGAUCACAGUAUAGACAGGGACAGUGGGCUAGGGGCCACCAAUAACUCGGUGGUCACUAGCAGUGCUUUUUCUGCACAGGCUUCGGAGAACACCGUGGACAGUGGCUACUCCGUUGGGCACCCCACCCACCCCCACCCUUCAGAGUCUCCGCAGCAAGGCUACAGCUUGGCUCCUCAGAUAGGGAGUGGAGCAAGUGCCUUCCAGCCCACAGGGUAUACAACUACAGCAUCACAGCAACCACAACAGGCUCAGGUCAAUAUGCAGCCCGUUGCACCCCAAACCUUUCUCUCUAAAAGCCUCAAUGGUGUGCACCAAGGUGCCAUGCAGCAGAUGUCUCCCAUUAUGCCUCCUGCCACGCAGGCCCAACAGUUUGCCUAUUCUACUCAUCCCACUGGCCUCUCAGCUGGCCAUCCGGACUAUCGUCAGUUUGGCUCAAGCACUCAGAACCUUCCCAUGUCGGCCCUCCCUGUGGGGCCUCCAACCAGCCAGGUACCCUCACCUCUAAUCACCCCUGCUGGUCCAGUAGCCCAGGGGCUGGCUGGAGAGGCAACCUCAGCCCAGGGCCUCCUGCUACAAGUGGGCAAUGCACCAGCCAUGGCCCCCAUCCUUCCAGGAAGUGGCCAACAGCAGCAUAUCAGCCAGACUCAGCCUUCAGGAGGGAUGGGCAUUGCCCCUGCACCUUCCGUCACCACCACCACCUCCCACAGCGGUGUCCAGAAUGCGACUGCCACAGUGCCCAGUACCACCAGCACCCCUUCUGGUGUGCCAAGUCAGGCGCCUGGCACAGGAGGACUUGUCCAGCCCCAGGGAGCCCACGGAGGAGCCACAACAGGCCUUCCCUCCGGCUUCAGUAACCAGACAGAAGAUAGUAGGCAGAAGUCUGAUGCCCUACCUCAGCCCAGUGCCGGUGUGGUGCCAGGGAAAGAUGGUGUAAAGCCUUUCAUCGGUGACGGACUCAACCUGCCCACUCCAGCUGUCAACAGCCUGUUUGACAUCCAUAUUACCAUGAAUGUGGAUGAGGACAGGAACCCGUCCACUGCUUUCUACCAGGCUUUCCGGCCUAGCAGAUUACGAGGGUCAAAGCCUGUCAACGAUAGUGCAUCUGGUGCCAGCGUCGUCGCCAUCGAUAACAAGAUUGAGCAGGCAAUGGACUUGGUGAAAAGCCACCUGAUGUAUGCCGUUCGCGAGGAGGUGGAGGUGUUGAAGGAGCACAUCAAGGAGCUGUACGAGAGGAACUCGGUGUUGGAGCGCGAGAACGCCGUGUUGAAGUCGCUGGCCAACUCGGAGCAGCUCUGCCAGCUGUCCGGUCAGCUCGGCCAGGGCAGCAGCUCAUCGUCGCCGCUGCUGCAGCAGCAACACCCACUCGUCACAAACAACAACACCCCCUUGGCUCACCACGAGGGGAGUCAGAGUGUCCCUCAUCAGCCCAACAUCACCUCGGCGUGAUCCCCCUACCCCCAAUACAUAUGCUUAAACACACACCUCCCAUGGACAGGAGUGGAACAUCCUGUUAGUAAAGAAAACAACUGCUACCGUCCCUUUAGCUCCAUAAAGCAAAAGGCUCGGUAUUCAAUAUGCUCCAUUUGAGGAAAAAUCAACAACAGCGACAUCUUUGUUUGCCACCAAGAGCCAUGCUUCAGUGUGUGCGCAUUGCCGUCACCGGGCCUUCACAUUAUUAAGACAUUUACCACCCCUUGAAAAGUCUUAUUCUGUCCCUGUGGUUGGCUGCAAGAAAGCUGAAAAAAGGGGGUGGGGUGGGGGGGCAGGGGAGCCGGUGCACACCAUAAAACUGCAUGCUGUUCUUGUGCAGGAGACGGGCACAGAGAGCUCACUUUGUUGGGGCAACAAGUGAUGGAAGAGGGCGGAGCAACCCUGCGAGGGGCCAGUGUGGUGACAUGGGUCCUGUAACAUCCAGCAGAUACUGUCCUCCCAGUAUCCCCACCCCACAUUAAUCCAGGGCUCAAAGAGGCCAGAGAGCCGAGGGAGAAGUGGGGGAGACGAUUCGUCCUCCCUGAGCGGAGGACGACACCGGCGGGCGCCUUGGCUUUAGUGGAGCGAGUCGAGAGCCUCGGUUUGUUAUAUGCUGCAACAAAAAGCUUGUGUUGUUUUCUCAGAGCCACCAUACUUUGACAUGAAUCAUAAUACUUUUUCAUUAGUUCAGUUUUAGUAUUUGCAUUUAUUUAUUUCAGGGCUGCUAUUUUCAUAAUGUAAAUGAACAAUGUCAUGGAGAUACUUAUUAAAAACAAAAAGAAACCUUUCUCUUUGGUCUUUUGGUAUUUUAGAAUCUGUGAGGUAUUAAAUUUGGUAGUCUCUUGCAACAAGUAGAUCUCAGUAAGUAGGCAAUAAGUUCCAUAUAAGAAAUUCUUCUUCUCAUGAAAUAGUGCUAACACUAAAGCCGAGCUUACAUUAGGUGAAAUCCAGGUUGAAUGUAUAUUUUGUAAAGUGUAAAGUAUUAAGAGCAAGGAGGGUUUGUACAGGAGAAUACCUGUUAAGAUGUGAUGGGAUGUUUCGAUAAAGAAAACAAUUAAUUUACUUUUUCUAGACUUUCUUUGUUUAAAACGAAAAAAACAGAAAUUAAUUUGGGGUUUGGUUGGGGGGAUGAAAAGCUGUGAAAAUUGUUCGACCUACUUUAUAACCAAAGACGCAAAGCUGUGUAAGUCUUUAUUUUCCAUUUUUAAAUGCACACUCAUAUUUUUUUCCUACUCUCUCUCCGCUAUGCUUUUUGUUUUUGUUUUUUUUAAGCUGUUUUGCAUGUUCUGCAUGAUCUAUAAUCAAACCACUUUCUUACCUCAUGUUUUUUUCCAGCACUUAUUUUUCUGUGAAGUUGUCAGUCUGUGAAUGAUUGUGAAAAGAUUUAUGAAAGAGAAAGGGAACAAUGGGCAAAGAGGGUGGAGUAAGUGGUUGAGGGUAAGAAUAAUAAUGAGAAUGGAAGGUGGAGGUGUUGGAUGGAGGGAAGGGCCUUGUGCACAAAACAUUAGUCAGAAAAGGAGCCAUCUUUUUUGUUUUCAUGUAAAUGCUGUGUUGAGUUUCAUAUGCAGAGAAAAGGUUUUGUUACAUUGCAGAUUUUAAAGUAUUUAAUAAAUGCAACAUUUAGAUUUCGAUUGUAGUGUACCAACACUUGGCUUACAAAGAUGAAAAAAUAACUAGAUAACAAUAUCUGCAUAAACAAUGGGAACUAUUAAACAUUUCACACUUUAAAGCUGGAACCCCGUCAAUUGCGUGUGAGCAUAUUAUGGGAUGUCCUGUCUGUGUCACGUCUUUUGUGCCUCCUGUGCCGCCAUCUGCUGUCGUCAGGCGAUCCGGUUUCUUUCUCUGUGGCUUAGAAUCAAACCAAAAUGCUUGGUAAUUGUACAAUCAGUCAUCUUUCUACAUCUACAGGAUGGACUCUUUGAUUUCCAUUUUGUUUUUUUUUUUGUUUUUUGCAAAUGGGCUUAUUUCUUCUCUCUUUAGAGUUUUUGUUUCUGUCUUUCUUUUGUUUGAAGGAGAUGCCGUGUACAUGCCAAGUGUACUAUAUGAAAGUGAUCACUGAGCCUUGGAGAAAAUAUCUUAACAAUGCCCUUGUAAUGUGCUGUUCAGACAAUUUUAGUUUUCAGUCAAAAAUAAAUUACUGUUUUAUUAAGAGAA